Molecule: messenger RNA, 1086 nt
Organism: Penicillium longicatenatum
Lineage: Eukaryota; Fungi; Ascomycota; Eurotiomycetes; Eurotiales; Aspergillaceae
Exons: 1
Coding region: 1-1086 (361 amino acids)
Source: RefSeq, a predicted model, not a curated record
AUGCCUCACCUAGUCUCAGUCGCAGAAGACGACGAUGUCGAUACCCUUAACGGACGCAUCGCAUCGGUUAAGCUGGAUGAGAGAGAGGAGAAUCCAGGUCGCAUCAACCGGAUCAACCCUUUUGCGCCUUACCUAGAGAAUGGCUCAUUCCGUUUUGUGAACGAUUUGGCCCGAACGGUCAUUCCGAAACGCCUCAGCGGUUUGCAACAAACCCGUUGGCUCGAGAUCAAUGAAACUUGCCCGAUCUACGUCGCGGGACGGAAAUUCCAGAUAAAAUAUGGGAUCUCAGAGGCAAGUUUCCAGAACUGGAUAAAAUUGCUUUGUGGAUACCUGGACUUCCCGGUGAUUCUAUUACUCAACCCCAGCGGAUUUGACGUUUUAGAGUAUGAGGAAAUGGUUCAACAGUCCCCAACGCUGCUGUGGUUAAAGGAAAACCUCGAGAUAUUGAAUCUCGAAUUACGCGAUGUGAUUGUGUUGGACACGUUCCCAAUAGUUACGGACGGAUUAUUGGAGUCAAAGAAGUUCCCGGAGGAUUGGUCUGAACUGGUGGCAGACUCUUUCGAGCUCACGUUGACGUGCCUGCGAUACAUCCGGCCGCAAAUUCUGAUCUCCUGUCAGUGCUGCAGCAAAGCGAUUAACAAGAGAUGGGGAUCAUUCGGAGAUGUCCGAGCAACCGAGUUGUGUUCUUCGGAAGCCGGGGCGCGACAAGAACUGGUCAAGACAGUGGAUAUAUACGGGCAUCGAAUGCUUGUGGUUCAAGGGGUUCAUCCGCAGAAUGUGGUGCAGUACAACACAAAGAUGGAAGGGGUACUGAAGACGCUGCUCACGAAGGUGUUGGGACCGUUUGGGCAGUGGAAGGAGCGGCGGGUCACAGAACGGAGAGAAGCAGCCCAGAGGGAGGUGGUGUUGGCUCACGAUGGGAUUACAAAUGGGAUGACAGUUCUGUUGAAGCAGAUGGAUUUGUUUGAACAGAUCUGUAGGCAUAAGAAUGAAAUUGAAUUGACGGUAACGGUGGGAAGGGUGAAGGAGUGGCGGAAGCAAAUAGAAAACUGGGCCCGUGAGAUGAGUGGAAUAGAAAAGGUGUAA